GUUUGUCAGUGCUUAUCUUGCGCCAAUGAGAAUCAGACGUGACUGCUGCGUACAACAUUUACCGUUGCCUGAACAGUCUUUGUGUCAGUGUUUGUUUUGUGUUACACCGCGUUCGUUCGCUUCAUCCCCCGCAUAGUACAAACAUUCGAGUGGAAAAUUUUUUCAAUUUUCAAGGCGGUAUCCACCGAUUUGCUAUAACUUUUGUAUAUUGUUGGGCUUAUUGCGUAGCAGAAGUGCGUGUUCAUUGAUUGGCCAGAGGUUGGCCUAAAUUCCUGUCGACUGUUUAGACCGUUCAUUCUUGGAUGGGUGUAAAGCGUAGUAUGCAAGUGAACUGGUGCAACAACAAGGACUGUUUGGGUCUUCGUAAGCGUGUCUGCGGAUUGCAUCAAACCUGGAAGUGGCUUCACCAGACGCCCGCCCUGCACGAAUACCUCAUCUCCGCUAGCUCUGUGGCAGCAGAUACCCAGGUCCCAGCCAGCGCGCUCUAAAGUUCAAAAUAACAAACGGCCAAAAUCAAGAAAAAAAUAUAUAUAUAAUAAAAAGCAAUAAACCAAAAGAAGGAAUUCGAAAAAACAGCGUGCUGAGCGACAAAAAAAAAGCAACAAAGAAAAAAUAAGCUAAAAUAGAAACGCUACAGAUAAUAAUUAAUACGCACACACCUAGCCAUAGACAACA
Molecule: messenger RNA, 675 nt
Organism: Drosophila mojavensis
Lineage: Eukaryota; Metazoa; Arthropoda; Insecta; Diptera; Drosophilidae
Exons: 1
Coding region: 303-488 (61 amino acids)
Source: RefSeq, a predicted model, not a curated record